AUCAUGGAGUUUGGGGGCAAUGUGACUCUACACCAAGUCAUCUAUGGUGCCACCCGCUCUCCAGGGCCUCUAAGCUGCAGCCGAGAACAACUGAGUUUGGGGAAGUGCCUUAAGUAUUCCCUAGAUAUUGUUAAUGGCCUGUUUUUCCUCCACUCACAAAGCAUUUUGCACUUGGACCUGAAGCCAGCGAACAUUUUGAUCAAUGAGCAGGACGUCUGUAAGAUCAGUGAUUUCGGCUGCUCCCAUAGUCUGCAAGAUCUGUGGUGCAGCCAGACGCCCCCUCACCACAUAGGUGGCACCUACACGCACCAAGCUCCGGAGCUCCUGAAAGGAGAGACCGCCACGCGCAAAGCCGACAUCUACUCUUUCGGCAUCACCCUCUGGCAGAUGACCACCAGGGAGGUGCCAUACUCAGGCGAGCCUCAGCAGGUGCAGUACGCUGUGGUGGCCUACAAUCUGCGACCGUCCCUGGCGGGGGCAGUGUUCACCUCCUCACCGACGGGGCGGAAGUUGCAGAGCAUCCUCCGGAGCUGCUGGGAGGCCCGCGCCCUGCAGAGGCCGGGUGCAGAACUGCUCUUGAGGGACCUGAACGCUUUGCGAGCAGCAUUGGGCUGA
Messenger RNA from Cricetulus griseus (Chinese hamster), 615 nucleotides. The record is from RefSeq and is a predicted model, not a curated record. Lineage: Eukaryota; Metazoa; Chordata; Mammalia; Rodentia; Cricetidae.